Molecule: messenger RNA, 1902 nt
Organism: Rotaria socialis
Lineage: Eukaryota; Metazoa; Rotifera; Eurotatoria; Philodinida; Philodinidae
Source: the annotation of a GenBank genome assembly
AUGCUUAGAAGCAGUGCAAUCAUUCUCGUACUUUAUGUUAUUUAUUUAACAUAUGCUUAUGAAAGUCCAAUCGAAGAAAAAGAUUUUAAAAAGUUAUUAAAACAAAAUAAGAAUAUUCUAGUACUUUGGGCAUCAAAUGAUCAAAGUGCAAAACCAACUCUUCAAGUGUUUAAACAGGUUGAGCCAGAAAUAAAAGGUCGAGGUUUACUUGCUUAUGUCAAUUGCGAAAAAGGAAAAAAACUUUGUAAAAAAUAUAAAAUCAAUUCAAAAAAUGCUGAACUACGACAUUUCAUGGAUGGUGAAUUUCAUAAAGUCUAUGAUCGUGCAAUUUCAUUAAAGUCUAUGCUAAAUUUUAUGUUUGAUCCGUCGGGUGAUCUACCAUGGGAAGAAGAUACUACAGCUCAAAGCGUUCUUCAUUUAAAUUCUCCAAAAGAUCUUGAAAAAGCAUUAAAAAAACAGUUUCCAAUGUUAGCUAUGUUCUAUGCACCAUGGUGCGGACAUUGUAAACGAUUGAAACCUACUUAUGCUGAAGUAGCUGGUGAAGUUCGUGGACAACAUAUUUUAGCUGCUAUGAAUGUUGAUAAAGAAGGAUGUUAUCCAGUUCGAAAACAAUUUAAUAUAACUGGAUUUCCAACUCUUAUCUAUUUCGAAAAAGGUGAAGAGAAAUUUCAUUAUUCAGGUGGCCAUUCUAAAGAGGAUCUGUUGAAGUGGCUCAAAGAUCCACAACCACCAGCAGAAAGAAAAGAAGAAGCAGAAGCUACCAGUGAUUUCUUUCCAACGGAUGGUGAAAAUGUGAACUAUGUUGUUCAUUUAAAUGAUACAACAUUCGAUAGUUUUAUCGCUGAAAAUACUCAAUCACCUAUUUUAGUCAUGUUCUAUGCACCAUGGUGUGGACAUUGUAAAAAUUUGAAACCAGAAUUAAUGAAAGCAUCAGUUGAUUUACACGAACAAGGAAGCAAAGCUAUAAUAGCUGCUGUUGAUUCAACUGUUGCACAAGCAACAUCAAAGCUAUUCAAAAUCGAAGGAUUUCCAACAAUGAAGUUUUUUCGUGAUGGAAAGUAUGCAUUUGACAUGCACGCAAGAACAGCAGACAAAAUUAUUGAAUUUUUAAAUGAUCCAAAGGAACCACCACCGCCUGAACCAGAAUGGCCAGAACAAGAAACAGAUGUUCUUCAUUUGACUGAAGAAAAUUUUAAAAGUAUUUUGAAGAAAAAGAAAUCAGCGUUAGUUAUGUUUUAUGCACCAUGGUGUGGAUAUUGUAAAAAAGCAAAACCUUUUUAUACGAAUGCUGCUGCCCAGCAUAAAGAAAAUCCAAAGAUUGCUUAUAGUGCUGUCGAUUGUACCAAAGCUCAAUCAAUAUGUAAAGAUUAUGAAGUACAAGGUUAUCCAACGAUAAAAUAUUUUAGUUUCGGAAAAUUAGUUGCAGAUUAUCCAGGCGCAAGAACAGAAGAAGGUUUUUUUGAAUUUAUGAAUAAUCCAGAAGAAGCAUUGAAUAAACCCCAGGCUGAAACACCUAAAAGUGAUCCGAUCGAAUUUUGGAAAGAUUCAGCACCGGGUUAUGAGCAUGUUCAUAUGCUUCAAUCAAGUACAUUUGAUUCGAUCGUUGGUAAAUCUCGUAAAGCAUUGGUUAUGUUUUAUGCGCCGUGGUGUGGACAUUGUAAAACUUCUAAGCCAGCUUUCGCAACUGUUGCUGCUAAACUUGCCGCUGACCAUAAGGAUAUUGUUCUUGGUGCUGUUGAUGCAACGGCAGAAUCUGCUUUGGCUGCGAAAUUUUCAGUUCAAGGUUUUCCAACCUUUAAAUACUUUGAAAAUGGUCAAUUAUCAUCGGACUAUAGUGGUCAACGAACUGAAAAAGAUUUUUCAGAAUUUUUAAUUGGUCCAACCGACAAAAUCGAAUUAUAA